AUGCUUCGACAUAACUACAUGCGUGGCAAGAGGUACCUAAUUGGGGAAACCCUCUUUGGGGGCAUGAGUACCCAAUUGCGCGAUGUACGUGUUGGCACCUUUGGAAAUUUCCAUCAGAUAAGUUGGAAAUACGCAAAAUGCUAUAGAUCCUUUGCGGAGAAUGUUAUAUGGGGAGGAGCGUGCAGGCCUCUGAGGAGGGAAUACAUGAGGAGGGAAUGCAUGAGGGGGGAAUACAUGAGGAGGGAAUGCAUGAGGAGGCACAAAUUGGUGGAACAUGUUCGAAGUGUGAGUGGUCAGUCCAAUAACGCGAACGGGGGGAGAAGACCCCCCCCAAGGGGAGAUCGAAGAGAAGAUGACACAGAAGUAAAGCGAAGAAACAGUAGUGAGAGAAAAGAACAACUAGAAGAGGAGAUGAAAAAACUACAUGAAGAAAUAGAAAAGGAAAAAGGAAACCAUAAAAAAGUUCUCCUCCUAAUCUUUACAUGUGUAGUAUCGGUAUACAUGUACUUUGAAUCAUAUGAUCCUGAAUUUUUUUUGUAUGAUAUUUUUUUAAAAUUUCUUUUAAAGUAUGUUGACGGGGAGAUGUGCCACGAUCUUUUUCUCCUAAUGGGAAAAUACAACAUGCUACCAUAUGAUACAAGUAAGGAUAGUAUAUAUUCUUGUACAGGAAUAGGAGGGUUGAAUUUUAUUAAUCCCUUUGGAGUGGCAGCCGGGUUUGAUAAAAACGGAGUGUGCAUUGAUGGCAUUCUCAAAUUGGGGUUCUCUUUUAUAGAAGUUGGAACGAUAACUCCUAAACCACAGAAAGGAAAUGACAAGCCAAGGAUUUUCAGAGAUGUGGAAACAAGGAGCAUUAUAAAUUGCUGUGGUUUUAACAACAUUGGUUGUGAUGAAGUCACUGAGAAUUUGAAACGCUUUCGGGAGAAGCAGAAGACAGACAAAUUGCUCCAUAGACAUUUUGUUGGUGUUAGUUUAGGCAAGAAUAAGGAUUCUGCAGAUAUUCUGGAGGAUCUGAGUUACUGCAUAUCUCGAAUUGGCAAGUACGCAGAUUAUAUAGCCAUUAAUGUGAGCUCCCCUAACACUCCCGGUUUGCGGGAUAACCAACAAUCGGAGCGCCUGCAGAGAAUUAUCUUGCGGGUGAAGGAGGAGGUGGAUAAGUUGGAGGAGAGUAACGUCGUGGGGGAUGAUGUGGUACGUGGCGAUACAUGGGUGAACACGAGCAAGAGGAAACCCCUCGUCUUCGUGAAACUGGCUCCAGAUUUAGAAGAAGGAGAGAAAAAAAAAAUAGCAGAUGUGCUACUUAAAACAAAAGUCGACGGGAUGAUUAUUUGCAACACCACUACGGAAAAAUUUAACAUAAAAAAUUUUCAAGACAAAAAAGGAGGAGUGAGUGGAGAAAAACUGAAAGAUGUAUCAACAAAGUUUAUUUCACAAAUGUAUAAUUAUACGAACAAGAAAAUUCCUAUAAUUGCCUCUGGAGGAAUAUUUACCGGGAAGGAUGCGUUGGAGAAAAUUGAGGCGGGGGCUUCGGUAUGCCAGCUGUACUCUUGUUUGGUCUUUAAUGGAAUGAAGGCGGCAGUUCGAAUAAAGCGUGAGUUGGACCACUUGCUUUAUCAGCGGGGGUACUACAAGUUGGAGGAUGCCAUUGGGAAGGCCCACCGGCGGGGCGGGUAG
Messenger RNA from Plasmodium knowlesi strain H, 1671 nucleotides. RefSeq names its product dihydroorotate dehydrogenase, putative. NCBI's taxonomy places the organism in Eukaryota, Apicomplexa, Aconoidasida, Haemosporida, Plasmodiidae. Gene Ontology annotation, cellular component: mitochondrial inner membrane; cytoplasm. The transcript has a single exon. Gene Ontology annotation, molecular function: dihydroorotate dehydrogenase activity. Gene Ontology annotation, biological process: 'de novo' pyrimidine nucleobase biosynthetic process; pyrimidine ribonucleotide biosynthetic process. The coding region runs from base 1 to 1671 and encodes 556 amino acids. The record is from RefSeq and is a predicted model, not a curated record.